AUGCAUGAGGCACCCAGUCCCCGGAUGCAGACUCUCGAAGAGGCCCCUCAAACCCACAGGGUGGGGGCUGUGGGCCCCAAUAGCCCCAAGGAGACAGAGGAGACAACUGAGACGGGGGGCCCCCAGGGGGGCCCCCGAACACACACAGCGCAGCUGAUGGACAUACCAAACGUCUCCUUUACUGCAGUGGAGAUACCUGGGAGAGCAAGAAAGCCCACGACGGUGCUGCGCAUUUUAGGGGGCCCUGAUGUGGCCUCUAGGAGCUUGGCAUUAGAAGAUGGGGGGGAUCCACUGGUGCUGCGUCUAGGGUGCAGCAGCAGCAGCGGCAGCAGCAGCAGCAGUAGAUGGGGACACAUACUAUCCUCCCGCCAAAGCGCGGCCGGCAUCCUCUUAAGGAGAAGAGUCCGCAGGUCUGGGGCCGUUGAGUUUGUUCCUUUGGGGCGAGUCAUGCAGCGCCACGUCUUUACAGGCCUUGCGGACUUUUACUUCGUCCCUCCCCCCGGGCACCGCGGUGAGGAGACCCUGGAGGCGCAGGUUGUUGCUGAAGCGCAGCGUGCAUGCAGCGGCAGCAGCAGCACCAGCAGCAGUGACGGGUGCCCUUACAUCCCCCCUCCCUUCUUCUUAAAGGGACAGGCCCCAUUCCCAUACAAAAUUGAGGCCCCUUCGCUCCCGGCAUUCGCUGCAGAGGCCCUCUCAGCUGGCUCGGCGCAGCAGCAGCAGCAGCAGCAGCACAAGCGCCAGCGCCUACAGCAGCAACAGCAAGAGCAGCAGAAGCAGCAAGAGCAACAGCAGCAGCAAGACGAACAGCACCACGACCGCGAGCUCGUGGAGAAGCAACAGGAGCAGCAGCAGCAGCAGGAGGAGAAGCAGCAGAAACAACUACAGCAGCACCCCGUCACCCAGUUGGAUGGAGGUCUGAGGCACGGCGGCAGCAGCACAGACAAAGCACCACCUGAUGGAGUAGAUGCAGCAGAAUCUGCUGGAGCAGCUGCAGCAGCAGAAGCUGAAGCGGCAGCAGCGCCAGCAGCAGCAGUAGAAGCAGAAAAGGCAGCAGCAUCCUUCACUGAAGGAGACAGCGUUGGCCUUUCAGUUGCUGCGAAGGCAGCAACAGCACGGGCUGCUGCAGCAAAGACGCAUAGAGCUCCACGCUUCUUUCCUUCCCUGGCAACAGCAGCAGGAGCACCAGCAGCAGCACCAGCAGCAGCACCAGCAGCAGCAGCAACAACAACGGCAGCAACAACGAGAACAACAGCGGCAAACGGAGCAGACAGCACAUCGCAGGAGAAACAAGCCCCAGCAGCAACAGCAGCAGCAACAGAAACACAAGCAGCAGCAGCUACUGCUGCUGCUGCUAGUGAUGCUUGUGAUGUGGAAGCGUGCGCUCGAGAUCGUACUAGAGAGGAGGAAGAUGCAGCAGCAGCAGCAGCCGCUGUUGCUACUGCUGCUGCUUCCGCUGCAACAGCUGCUGCUGCCACAGCUGCCGCUGCAGUUGCAGAAAAGGGCGCGACGGAAGCAGCAACUCAGAGCCUCUCAGAACCAACAAAUGAUGAAACAGCAGAUGCUGCUGCUGUUGCCAGCCCCACACCAACAACAGCGACGGGAAGCAGCAGUAGCAGCAGCAGCAGCAGCAAGGAGGAAAGCUCUGCUUUCAACGCCGUCGGCCGCAUAGGCGAUGAGCAGCUGCCCGUUGCUCCGCCGCCUGCAGCAUCGAAGGCAUUUGCAGGUGUCUACCUUACACUGCUGCUGCUGCUGCUGCUGCUGUGGCUGUUUCUGUUGCUACUGCCUCUGGUGGGGGCGUUCUUGCGGUUGCCACUUGCACUUCUGCCACUGUCCCUAAUACUGUCGCUGCUGGUGCUUCGGCUACGGCUGCUGCUUCUGCUGCUGGAGCUACUGCAGCGGUUGAUGGUGCUGCUGCUGCACCUGCAGCGCGCGGAUGCUGAUUUGCUGCUAGCGCUGCAGCAACUGCUGCAGAGACAGCCCGUGUGGCUGCGGCCUUCGCUCGAUGCUCAGCUCCCUCGUUCAUACACCGCUUGGAGAAAGAAACCUGCCUAUGCCAAGACUUGCUUCCUCUUCGCAGAUGGGCCCUUCCGCGGCUGUCUCUGCCGCCUUGGCUAUGACCCCCGAAAAGACCCUGAGAGCCGCAACUACCAGACCAUCGACUUCAGGGAUCCAUUCUUUCGGGCCACGAAUUGGAAGGCGGCUGCUGCAGCAGGGGUUCCCGCCCCUGGUUCGAGGCAGCAACAGCGAGAGACACCUCAGCUUUUUCCUGCUAGCCCAUGGAUGCCAGCAGCGCCAGCGACCAAGACAGGAGUAGCAGCAGCAAUAUCAGCAGUCUCUGCAGCACUUACAACUGUAGUGCAGCAGCAACAGCAGCAACGGCAGCAGCAGCAGCAACAGCAGCAGCAGCAGCAACAGCAGCAGCAGCAGCAGGAGUGA
This is a messenger RNA of Eimeria mitis, 2436 nucleotides long. RefSeq lists its product as uncharacterized. The transcript has 7 exons. The record is from RefSeq and is a predicted model, not a curated record. Bases 1 to 2436 code for a protein of 811 amino acids. Gene Ontology annotation, cellular component: transcription factor TFIIIC complex. NCBI's taxonomy places the organism in Eukaryota, Apicomplexa, Conoidasida, Eucoccidiorida, Eimeriidae. Gene Ontology annotation, biological process: transcription initiation at RNA polymerase III promoter.